Molecule: messenger RNA, 591 nt
Organism: Cylicostephanus goldi
Lineage: Eukaryota; Metazoa; Nematoda; Chromadorea; Rhabditida; Strongylidae
Source: the annotation of a GenBank genome assembly
UUGUUUAGGAAAACCGAUGAUUCGAGUUCUGAUUCCACUGAUCAGAUUUACGAAAGCUUGGAAGCGAUUCAUGUGUUUGCACUAGCCCAUGUACUGAAAAGGCCUAUAAUAGUAGUGUCGGAUACGGUACUUCGUAAUGCCAAAGGAGAAGAAUUGUCACCGGUCUCGUUUGGAGGAAUCUAUUUACCCCUAGAAUGCCCGUCAGAACAAUGUCACAGGUCUCCGCUGGUAUUGUGCUAUGAUUCGGCGCAUUUCUCACCAUUAGUUCCGAUGAGGCAUGACUCAUCGCAAAUGCGUGAGUUGUUUGAUGAGAUCAUCCCGAUAACAGACAUCAAUAGAAAUCUACUCCCUGUGCAUUUUGCUAUCGAUCCUGGACCAGAUUUUAGUUGGUGGAGCGAUGAUGACGAUGCAUCGAUGGCGGCGCGGCUUGCGAUGACAGAUGGCGAUAAACUAGCGCUAUUGAGCGAAUACAUGGAUCUGGUGAAAAUGGACGUGCGAAGGGGAAGUGUGAAGAAAACGAGACCAAUCCGUACCACACAGUCAUCAACAGGAGGAAUGGAUAAAAGUAUGACAUUGGCUAGUAGCGGUUAG